AUGGCUUAUAAAAACACCUGGAGUCAUAAAAAAUCUCAUCAUUGUUAUUAUUAUUACUUAAUAAUUGCAAUUACAUUUACCUGUUGUAAUGCACUGGAGACCAAGGCCGAGGUGAACGAGACAGAAAGCAAUGGAGUUGCGUCUAGCAACGUAGAUCACAAUUGGAUGGAUGAUAAGCCUGAUUUAUCCCAUCCACAUUCUUUCAAAAAUAAGCCCAGCAAAUUUGAUGUCGACGUUUCUGGGCUCACUUACACCGACAACAAUUCUUCUCAAUCUCAAAUUCCAAAUCCAAAUUCAAUAGACACCAAAGCUUGCAAAGGCUCAGCUACCAAAUGCUUAAAAAAAGAUUUGGAGGAUUUUUUAGACGGCGUCAAGGGUAAGAGCGUCCUCGACGUUACCGACUCAGUGCAAAUAGAAAAGAGGACAAAUUCCACGGCUGUGGAUCUACACGAAAGUUUGUUCGAUAAAGUUCACAGGCUGGCCAAAAAUUAUGUUUUAAAAAUAAAACUGAACCAAUUGAGACAGCCGAGAACGUUUUUUGGUUCUUUGUCGGAUGGAAAGAAUCCAUUUUUAACAGGCUUUGGACUUGGUUUUUUAGCGUUCGGUUUGAAGAAGCUGCUGUUACCGUUAAUCAUAGGUGCCCAGGUUAUUAAAAGUAUCCUGAUAGCACUUUUUUUGCCGAGUAUCAUUGGAAGUAUUGGUAAAAUGGUUGGAAAAGCAGGGGUUUCAUCGUUCGCGCAGUCUUCACAAGGUGUCACUGCGACGCCGGAUGAAAACUUUGAAUUCAAAGACAACUCUGAUUUCUAUAAUGAUGAUUAUCUGGCGAAACAACCCUUGGGAACCUUGCCAGCAUCGACAAUGUACGAGGAAGGAAUGAUGCAAGUUCAGAAACCAGACUCGAGGUAUUCUUUUAUUGACUCAAGAUUGUCACCGGUCGCCAUGCUUAAUGACAGAUACUAUACCAGGCAUGCUGCUAAUGGUUACGCGAAAAAACAAGACUUUAAGGUAUUUCACGAGAUUCCUUCAAGUUCUCUUCUUCUAACGAACUAUGACCCAUUCUACUCGCCCUUGCUCUCUCGACUGGACGCAGUAUUUUCCCGUCUUGGACACACCACUGAGGGAUGUCGCGAAUACGCGGUAUGUGCCAUGUACCGCAGCCCGGCUCGUUUUGCACCGUAUUCUAACCUCAUAUCAGCUCAAUUAUCCCGCGAAUUGAACGAAUUACGUCGACCGGCGAGUGACAAUCCUGAAACGCUGAGAUUCUUCCGGUACAUGAAAGCCGCCAAAGAUGGCCAGGACGGAGUGAAGUGCGAAGACGUUUACGUAAAUUGUGAAAUCGCCAGGGAUGAUCCUAGUUUAAGGCAAAAUCAAGCCAUGCUUGCAACCUAUCAGGAUAUCGACAAACUUGUUCACGCCAGAAAAUUAUAA
Messenger RNA from Cotesia congregata, 1428 nucleotides. The record is from the annotation of a GenBank genome assembly. NCBI's taxonomy places the organism in Eukaryota, Metazoa, Arthropoda, Insecta, Hymenoptera, Braconidae.